GCCAGCGUCCUUGCCAAAUUACCACCCCCACCGUUCCUCAGUCAACUACCGGCGGACGCUCGAGCAAAAGUUGAAGCAGUUCAUCGUGAUACUACAUUAUCUUGGAAACAACGUCAUGAAAAGAUCCGUGCCAUUAUCGAAGCGUUGCCAGAAAAUCUUCGCCCCCGCCCACCAGGCGGACCACACGGACCACACGGACCACCACCACCGGGAGAGCUGCCACCUGGAUUCGAGGAGGUCCUACCAGAGGAUGUUGUCGAGCAGUUCCACACGAUUCGCGAUAGCACCGCAUUGACGGAAGAGCAAAAACGCGAGAAAUCUGACAAGAUAUUCUCUUCGCUGCCAGCUCAAAUCGUCGACAAACUUCCGUGGCCACCACACUUUGAGGAUUUACCCAAGGACACACUCGACAAAAUCAAACAAAUCCGAUCAGACACGUCGUUGCCGUGGGGAGAACGUCUUCAUAAAAUCUUCACGGUGAUUGACGCACUGCCGGAAAAUCUUCGUCCACCCCCACCACCGUUCCAUAGAGGACCAAGAGGAGGAAGAUUGCCACCUGGCUUCAAAGAGGCACUACCAAAAGAGAUCGUGGAGAAAGUUAACGCUGUACAAGAGAACAAAGAUCUAACCAACAAGCAAAAAGAUGAUAAAGUAGACGAAAUUCUAUCAUCACUAACAGUCGAGGAAAUUGAUAAACUUCCACUUCCUCCAUUCUUCAAAGACCUACCGAAGGAUACCUAUGACAAAGUCAUGAAGCUACGCAGCGAUACAAGUAUACCUUGGAAGGAACGUCAUCGUAAGAUCUUUGCCAUUAUUGAUUCUUUACCAGAGGAUCAACGCCCACGGUUUCCAUUCCAUAGAGGACCACGAGGAGGAAGAUUGCCACCUGGCUUCAAGGAGGCUCUGCCGAAAGACAUCGCCGAGAAAGUGACCGCGAUACAAGAAAACAAAGAUCUAUCCGACAAGCAAAAAGAUGAUAAAGUCGACGAAAUUCUAUCGUCACUAUCAGUCGAGGAAAUUGGAAAACUUCCACUUCCUCGGUGCUUCAAAGAUCUACCGAAGGAUACCUAUGACAAAGUCAUGCAGAUACGCAGCGAUACAAGCAUGUCCUGGAAGGAACGCCAUCAAAAGAUAUUUGCCAUAAUUGAUUCUUUACCGGAGGACCAACGUCCCCGACACCGACACCGACCCCAUCCUCCACCUCCACCACCGUCAACGGUCAAGCAAGGACCAAAAAUGACGGAUAAUUUUCACGGAAAGAAUAUCGCCUCUGAAAACUGGUAG
Molecule: messenger RNA, 1284 nt
Organism: Haemonchus placei
Lineage: Eukaryota; Metazoa; Nematoda; Chromadorea; Rhabditida; Trichostrongylidae
Source: the annotation of a GenBank genome assembly